This is a messenger RNA of Epinephelus moara (kelp grouper), 4356 nucleotides long. RefSeq lists its product as uncharacterized. The record is from RefSeq and is a predicted model, not a curated record. Lineage: Eukaryota; Metazoa; Chordata; Actinopteri; Perciformes; Serranidae. The transcript is spliced from 7 exons. Bases 233 to 1219 code for a protein of 328 amino acids.
ACCUCUUCCAGGAACACUGGAAGUGCUGCAGCCGGGGAGGAGAGCAGGGGAGAGGAGGGGGGAGCGGUGACAUUGUGAAACAGCGUUCCUGGAUAGAGUUACAUUGCUCAGCAUUUGGAGUAGAGACCCCGUAGACCGACAUUAACGCCAGGAAAAUGUGGAGCUGAAUCCCCUCAGUUUUCCCUCUGAACGGCUCUGUAAACAGCGCGAGACGUCAUCAAUAAAGACUAGAAUGCCUCAGCUUGGAAACCUGUUUAACCAGUUCAAUCUCAGCUCCAGAGAUUCAGAAAGUGCCCAAGGCCAGAGCGCACCUCAGACGCCAACACUACCUGAUUUCAUACAACAUGUCAGGAAACUCACCGGGCUGAGAAAGGAAGAUGUUUAUAGUAAUCUGCGUAUCCCCGACCAGUUUCAGACCACCAAAGACGACAUCAACAUUGUUAUCCUCACAGGCCAGGGGAUCUUCUGCAUCGAUGUAAAACCCUGGAGAGGCACAGUGUCCGCUCACAACCAGAACUGGCACGUGCAAGUUAAAGAAGAGGACCAAAACUUUACCAAUACCUGCAUUGAGCAGAUUGAAGAUCCCCUCAAAGCUAUCAUGACCAAGACGGCUAACUUAUGUGGCCAUUUGAUGAGGAGUGGAGUGUUGGUGCGCCAGAGCCUCUUCUUCCCCAGGGUUGUCUUCCUCUCUCCAGACUGUGAGCUGGAUGAGGAGCUGAGGAAGAGGAGGGAGCUGGUCUCUCACAGCCAGAUCGACGACUUCCUCCGGUCUUUCAGGGAGGGCUACGUCGCCUGGAUAUCAGAUGCACUGACUCCCUCCUGGCUCUCUGGUCAUCUGUCGUACAGGCAGAUGGAGUCAGUGCGGGAGGUCCUGAGGCGGGUGGGGACAUGGGAUCUGGUGCGGCUGCACGGUGGCGAGCAGCUGAAAGGAGACUACCAGGGCUGCCAGUACAUCGCUCUCAACCGGCAGGAGACGGACACGCUCGAGUUUUCCAGAGUCAGGACCCUGUCGGCUGAUUCGCUGUGGGCCCUGCUGGGACACGCUCCUCAGGUAACAGUUAAAAUGUACAAGCGUGGCUCUCAGGGCUGGCUGGGUAAAUCCCUGAACGCCACUGCCACCAUCCCCUCCAACACCUCUGUGAUCUUCAGGAUCAGCGGUGAGGAAGCAGAUGCCAAAAUCCCAGCGAACACCAUUCACAGCAUCACGCUCAGCAACUGACAGAAGAGGAUAGCCAGCACAACAUGGCACUGUGGGUGUAUGCAGAUGCAAAAAAACCAAACUCUCAAUUUAGCUCAGACCUUUUUACAGAGUGCCUUUUACUAUGCAGUGUUUGUAUUUUAUUAUAUUGUACUAAAAACUUAUGAAUGUCUUUAAGUGAGCAUUUAUUGUAAAAAACAAAGAACAAAAAAGAAAGAAAAGAAAAAGACCCAUUUGCCAAUUUCCCUGAUUUUCUGAUCCUCAGCGCCAAUAUUAUGCUAAUGAAGAUGGUUUUAGACAAUUAGCCUGAUUAACUUUCUCUUGUUUUGAAUUUCUAGGGCUGGCCCACACUUUACACUAGUCAUUAAUUAAUCAUUACGCCAGCUGAUUGUGUCACAUCAGUUCAGGAUUGAAGUGUUUAAUGUGUUAAUUGUGGCAGUUAAAUACUGGUGGCCUCUAGUGGGAUGAGGGCCGAGCAUGUUACUGCCUGCACAGGUUUAAUGGGCAGUGAUUUACGGUCUGUUUAGACGGUGUAACUGUAAGGUGCUUUAUUAAUAUGCUCCACUGUGCAGAGGAGAUGAUAACAUAUUCAAGAGUGCACAGGCGCAGCCACCAGCACCAUUCAUAAGCGUGUCUGAGUCACUUUCCAUCAGUUACCAGGCUUACACAGCUGCGCUAACAGCUAGCAAUUGUAUUUACUGUGCCUGGUCGCGGCCAAAAUGAAGUUAUUUCCAUCAAGAUAUCAGUGCCUUUAGCUAAUGCAAUAGAAGGAGCUCUCUGUGUUGAUGGUAUCUCUUUGCAUGGCAUCUCUCUACCUGAAACAUCAUUACACUCUACUCAAGCUCCUCACUUUUUCAAAUGUCUGUUUACUGUUUUACCUGAGGGACAGAUUGAACUAACAGCGCUGUGUUGGUUGCAAUUGUACGCACACAUUUUGUAGACUUGUAGUUCUUUUUCAGAUCUUGGUCAACAUUGCUUGAAUUUAUGAUAAAUUUUGCAUAUUUGAACUUGAAGGAGCUGUAUACGACGUUUAGAGCUUUCACACAUCAGCAAAGAACUAUUAUCUAUGUAGAGAUAUAGAAGAGUGAUGGUGCCAUGAGCAGAGAAUGAAGCAAGCCCCCAGGAACUGGGCCAGACUUUGAAGUCUUUUUGACAUAGCAGCCAAACCGUGGACUUACAACUUCAGGUUCAUCAUGUGAUGCCAUGGGGCCUCAGAACUUUUCCCAUAGACUUACAUUGUGAAAGAAAUGCCUGUGAAUCAGUGGAUACAUUUUCUUGAGCUUCACAAUCUCCACAAAAUGGCUCGUUUCACUAUCAGAAUUUUAACGAUUCAUUCGGAUAUAGGGUCGUCUGCUGGGAUGGCAAAUGGAAAAUAACACACUUGUUUGUGGGGGGUCGCAACGAAGCAAAAAUAAAUGCUCAGUCAACCACCCAACUGGACUGGACCCAAAAACUGCCAACUUUAUGAAUUACAGUAGGCGAAUAUGCAAAUGCUAAGAUAGCGAAGGAAUGGCCUGCCUUACUGUGCCUCUGAUUGGCUUACCCUGACCUUGCCACCCUAACCCUAACCAGUCCCACUCCUCUUGCCUAAACCUAACCAAUCCAGCUAAUGAAGGCAACGAGUACUCGCCAGUCAUAGGGAAUGUAGCUAUCCUCGCUAUCCUAGGAAUUUGCGUACCACAGUUGUCAGGACUGAGAACUGUGACAAAGACAGACAACUAGAGACAGAGACAGAGAAGGGGGGAGAGGUGGAAGGUGGACUAUUGCAUGCAAAGUUUCUGUCGGCCUGAGUAUUAAUAACUUACUUGAAACACUGCUUUUUUACCCGCCCGCUGAAACCUGUGAUAUUUAUAUAAGGUUAAGUGAAUGGAUACUGAUCUAUGGUGGUGGGAAAUAUUCAAGAUGGCAAUGACAAACCUGGUCACUAAAAAAUGUACCACUUCGGCCAUCUAGCAGCCUGCGCUUCAUCUGGCAGAUAAACCCAACCUUAGUCUGAUAACAUUUUUAAAGUCUAGAAGAGCAGCACGAUUAAAUUAUUUUAUCCCCAUUCAAGGGCUAAAGUGGGAGUUAGCCGCUCGGCCACUGUAGGCCUCUGGUGUGCCUGCUCUGAGGGCACCAUGAUGUGGAGGAUCUAGGUAAUUUUCUACCCAGGAAGUCGAGCUUUUUUGGUUCCGCGCACACCACUAAGCAACUUGCAUAGGAGUAAAUAGGGCCCCACCUCCAACAAACUAGCCAGUUCACUUUAUACAUCCAUGGACAUCACUCUACCUCUGUGUGUUGUAGUCCAAGCUUCUCUGUUCUUUGUUGUGGUGGGCAGUCUGGCUGUGCGUGCAUGUUUGUACAUGUGAGACCAUGUGAGUGUGUUCCACUGGCUAGCUAAUCACCACUGCUCUGCAUUGUGCUCGUACAGUGGUUACCCCCAGAGAUGUUAAUGGUAGUGAAUGUGAUGGGUGUACUACUAGGAAGUUGAGCAGGUUACCAAGGAGGAAGUGGGUACACUCCCCUAAGAAUUCCGAUGGCUUUUUGGCUAAUUGGUGGGUAUGGUAAAAACAGACAGAAAAAGAGGUGGAUAUAUCACGUAUACCUGUGUAUACCCUCCACUACACCACUGGUUACCCCUGAUAUCAGGACAUCGUUGCCGUGAAGUCUAGUGCCCACCCUCUGGUUUUCCUCCAAGUUAGCAAUGCUAACUCUGUCAGCACUGUUGCCAUAGUUCGCACUAUAAAUGGAGUUAGCACCUUUAGCUGCUUGCCGCUAGCUCAGCUACCUCCAUGUUGAGAACCUAGUGCAGUCAAUCUCACCCCAGGCUUUGAAUGUUGCAUACAGCUCCUUUCAGAACUAAAGAGUGUCCUCAGGAACUGUUUUCUCCACAGCACUUGACAAACAUUUUUAGCAAAAUCAGACGAUACAGGUUGAGAAGGAUUUAAAGAACUUAUUAUAUGUAGUGUGUGGUGGUGGGUGCAUGCAGGGCAAUAAAAAUGUUUUGUUCAUAUUUUUUAAACUUCUAGCACUUUCAGCAUCAAGCUAACUUAUACAUGACUGUUAACCUCACUCUUCAGUUGAUGUAAGCAUGGUUGUUUUAUUCAUUGGUGUGUGUGUGUUUUUUAGUUGUGGUUUUUAUGUUUACAUGUAUUUGUACUAUCUGGUGUCAUAAUAAA